Molecule: messenger RNA, 1941 nt
Organism: Mauremys reevesii (Reeves's turtle)
Lineage: Eukaryota; Metazoa; Chordata; Testudines; Geoemydidae
Gene: CCNO
Product: cyclin O
Exons: 3
Coding region: 177-1157 (326 amino acids)
Biological process (GO): mitotic cell cycle phase transition; regulation of cyclin-dependent protein serine/threonine kinase activity
Cellular component (GO): nucleus; centrosome; cyclin-dependent protein kinase holoenzyme complex
Molecular function (GO): cyclin-dependent protein serine/threonine kinase regulator activity
Source: RefSeq, a predicted model, not a curated record
GUGCUGGCGGGGUGGCAGCGCCUGGCCCCGCCUCGGCUUGCGGCGGGGCGACGGGCUGGGGCGGCGAGCGGGUCUUUAGCCGGGAAAGCUCCGCGGGUGAUGUCAGCAGCAGGGGCUGGGCGGCUGCUAAAUAGGCGGGCGCCGCGGCCGCCGCCUGACUCGGGCCGGGCCGCGCCAUGGUCACGCACCAGCUGAGCCCCGAGCGCCCCGGCCGGCCGCGCAGCCCCCCCAGCAAACGGCGGCGGGCGGCGGGCGCCACCCCCGAGGAGCGGGCUCAGCCCCUCUGCCGCGGCCUCGGCCUCCGGGCGCCGGUGAAGAAGAGCAAGUGCCCGAGCUGCCCCGGGGCUCCGCCGCUGCAGGGCGGCGCCGAGCGGCUCUGCGCCCCCGGCAGCCCCGAGCCCGCCGCCCGGCUAGAGCUGCAGGCCUUCCGCGAGUACGGGGCCAGCUGGUACCGCUUCCGCAAGGGGCUGGAGAGCAAGUUCCACCCGCGCGAGCCUCUGGCCCAGCAGCCGCAGGUGACUGCAGAGGCCCGGUGUAAAUUGAUCAGCUGGCUGAUCCCUGUGCACCGGCACUUCGGCUUCUCCUUCGAGUCCCUGUGCCUGGCAGUGAAUACCCUGGACCGAUUCCUCACCACCACCCCAGUGGCUGCCGACUGCUUCCAGCUGCUGGGAGUCACUUCCCUCUUCAUCGCGUGCAAACAGGUGGAAGUGCAUCCGCCCAGAGUGAAGCAGCUCCUAGCCCUUUGCUGCGAUGUCUUCUCCCGUCAGCAGCUCUGCAACCUGGAAUGCAUCAUCCUAAGCAAACUACAUUUCAACCUGGGGGCACCGACCAUCAACUUCUUCUUGGAGCACUUCACCCACCUGCGUGUGGAGUCCUGCCAGGCAGAUGCCAGGGAGGCAGACAAUGCCAAAGCUCUGGCCAAAGGGAUGGCUGAACUUAGCAUGGCCGACUAUGCUUUCAACGCAUAUGCCCCCUCCCUUCUGGCCAUUUGCUCCCUGGGACUCGCAGACCAGAUGUUGCACCACCAAAAUCCAUUGGACUUGCAUAUAAGUGGCUACCCGGAGGAGGUUUUACAGGACUGCACGGACAAACUGCAUUUACUGGUGUCUUUAAACGGAGAUUCUUUACCGGAUGUACUACCCCCUGGAUAUUUCUGAAAAGUGCCUGCAGCUGGGAAGUUAAGCUAACCGGACCAAUACACUUGAAACCCUCUUAUGGCAUCCAAAGCAUCUGUGAAUUUUAAGAACAAUUUGGUUCCUUUUCAUCAAUGCAUUGUAUUUGUAUAAACUAAUAAUUGCUAUACCUCUAAAGAUAACAGUAUUGGCCUUAUUCUCUUACAUAAUUGACUAAUCAAUGUAUUAUAUUUGUAUUUAUUUGAACUCUACAGUGUUGGUUUAGAAUUUUGAUAGAUGACAAAAAUUAAAUCACAUUAUGCACAUUUAAUUACUGUAUGUUAAUUGCACUGACAGAUUUUAUAUAUCUACAUUCAAUGUGUAAAUAGUGUAUACAAUCCAAGUACUGUACAGUUUGUUUAUUUAUUUAGAAAAUGGUUCACUAAGCACACCUUAACAGAAGCCACGGGAAGAAUAAAAGAACUGUAUAAGCAUUUCUUAAUACACUGUCACUGAUCAAUGAUGGUCUGUUUCCUUGCAAUGUUGUACAUAUUCCACAGAGGAAAUUCAUUGCUAAAGAAUUAACUAUGACAGAUCUUAAAAAAUACCAACCAGUAGAAAAUAAUGGUGCAUUAUUGUAUUAUUUUCCACUAAAAAUACAUUUGCAUCAUCUUGCUCGUAUUCUGCAUCUGAAAAAUUAGAUGAUGUAGCACAGUGAAUUAGCCCCACAAGUACCCUUAUGGGGGUACUAUUCCCCCUUUUCCCCUGGGCAGUGCAAGUCCAUAAUAUGGGAGCACAAAGUGUCCCUGACUCUUAUUGCCUGGGUGCA